AAACAACGAGGAAAGUUUUCAUUCCCUUCAAAACUGUCCUCUCUUUCGACACCGAUUUGAUAAAAGAAGGCUAUAUAUAUAUAUUUUUUAUUUUCGUGUAAUUGAGAUCGCCGCCAUGGCUGCUAUGGUGGUGUUUCUGAUUACCCUUUCGGUUCUUUUCAUGAUAUUCUUGGUGUUUAAACUUGUGUUUGACACCAUCUCAUGUUACCUGCUGAAUCCCAGACGCAUAAGGAAAACCAUGGAGAAACAAGGAGUGCGUGGCCCGAAACCCCGCGGAGUAACCGGCAACAUGCUCGAGAUGUUCAAGCUAACUUCACAAUCGACCUCGAAAGAAAUGGGAACCAUCCACCACGACCUAGUUGGCCGGCUUUUGCCGCAUUAUGUCAAAUGGUCUAAAUCAUAUGGGAAAAGGUUUAUAUACUGGCAUGGGGUGGAGCCAAGGAUGUGUCUGACAGAUACUGAGCUGAUAAAAGAAUUGAUGACCAAACACCACCUUGUAACAGGCAAAUCAUGGCUGCAACAGCAAGGCUCAAAACAUUUUACUGGGAGAGGUUUGUUAAUGGCGAACGACCGGGACUGGUACCAUCAGCGCCAUAUUGCUUCUCCAGCAUUCAUGGGAGAUAAGCUUAAGAGUUAUUGCGGCCACAUGGUGGAGAGCACUAAGCAGAUGCUCCAAUCACUGCAAAAUGCAGUAAAUUCAGGUCAAACCGAGUUCGAAAUCGGAGCAUACAUGUCUCGGCUUACUGCUGAUAUAAUCGCAAGAACCGAAUUCGAUAGCAGUUAUGAGAAAGGGAAACAAAUAUUCUAUCUUCUGACAUCUCUGCAACACCUUUGCGCUCAAGCAAGCAGGCACUUGUGCUUUCCAGGAAGCCGGUUUUUCCCAACAAAAUAUAACAGAGAAAUGAAGUCCCUGAAGAUGGAGGUGGAUAGAUUACUGAUGGAGAUUAUACAAAGCCGAAAAGAUUGUGUAGAAAUUGGUCGGAGCAGUUCAUAUGGGAAUGAUUUGUUAGGUAUUUUGCUUAAUGAGAUGGAAAAGAAGAGAGGAGACCAAUUCAAACUAAACCUACAGUUGAUAAUGGAUGAAUGCAAAACUUUCUUCUUUGCCGGCCAUGAAACUACUGCUCUUUUACUUACAUGGACGGUCAUGUUACUGGCCACCAACCCUUCUUGGCAAGAUAAGGUUCGAGCUGAGCUCAAAGAGGUUUGCAAUGGCGGAGUUCCCUCUGUUGAUCAACUCUCUAAACUAUCCGUGCUGCACAUGGUUAUAAAUGAGUCAUUGAGACUCUAUCCACCAGCAACGGUCCUGCCACGGAUGGCUUUUGAGAACAUAAAAUUAGGAGAUCUCUUCAUUCCCAAGGGACUAUCGAUAUGGAUACCAGUAUUGGCGAUACAUCACAGUGAAGAAUUAUGGGGAAAAGAUGUGAAUGAAUUCAAUCCUAAUAGGUUCAACUCCAGACCCUUUACCUCCGGUCGACAUUUUAUGCCCUUUGCCGCCGGACCCCGAAAUUGUAUCGGUCAAUCUUUUGCUAUGAUGGAAGCUAAGAUCAUCUUAUCUAUGUUGAUCUCACGGUUUAGCUUCACAAUUUCACAAAGUUACCGCCAUGCUCCGGUGGUUGUCAUGACUCUAAAACCGAAACAUGGAGUCCAAGUGCAUUUGAAGCCAUUGAAUUCUUAAAGCAGGCUGAUUUUGAAGUGGAAUCCUUUGAGUAGACAACUUAGUUUUGAUAUAUACUUACAUUACUACAAGUUUUUGAAAUCGAGAUGUUUAGAUAACCCAUUGGUAUGAAAAAAGAAAUCUAGAAAAAGGAAGUGAAGAGUGAAAACUUGUUUGUUUUUUUGAAGAAGAGUGAGAAGGGUUUUUAAGUAGUUAAUCGAGGGUGCUUCAUAACACACAACUAAACUAUUGUUUAAAGCCACCUUUUCCGUCAUUUUCUUAAUUUAAUUUUUUACAAGGUGCCCAGCUUUACAAUAUACAAAAAAAUAGAUAUAUUAUAAUAAAUAUUGCCAACUCGUAUUUGACAAGAGUAGGGACAGGAUUUUAUUCAA
Molecule: messenger RNA, 2046 nt
Organism: Gossypium raimondii (Peruvian cotton)
Lineage: Eukaryota; Viridiplantae; Streptophyta; Magnoliopsida; Malvales; Malvaceae
Product: cytokinin hydroxylase
Exons: 5
Coding region: 116-1675 (519 amino acids)
Molecular function (GO): iron ion binding; monooxygenase activity; oxidoreductase activity, acting on paired donors, with incorporation or reduction of molecular oxygen
Source: RefSeq, a predicted model, not a curated record